GCAGGGGGAGGCAGGGGCGGGGGAACGGGUUUCGGAGGUCUGGGAGGGAGAAGAAGAUCAGGGAGCAGGGAAGGUGGCCACGGAGUGGAGUGGAGCCGGUGAGGAGCCCUUCCUGUGCCAGGCAGGCAGAGCCAAAGCCGGGGAGCCCGGAGCUGGGGGGAGGGCCGGGGACAACCCGGCCCUGCCCCCUCCCCCUCCGUGUGCCCAGCAACUUCUGAGGAAAGUUUGGCAGAGCUCGCGCGCUGCCCCGAGGAUGGGCAGGGUCCCGCUGGCCUGGUGGUUGGCUCUGUGCUGCUGGGGGUGCAUGGCCCCCAACGGCUCACAGGCUCAGGAGAACCCCUUUGUGGGGAGCCCAGGGAACAUCACUGGUGCCCGGGAACUCACUGGGACCCUUCAGUGUGAGCUUCUGGUUCAUGGGGAGCCCCCUGAGGUGACCUGGCUUCGGGAUGGACAGGCCCUGGAGCUGGCAGACAGCACCCAGAUCCAGGUGCCCCUGGGUGAAGAUGAGGAGGACGACUGGAAAGUGGUCAGCAAGCUCAGGAUCUUGUCCUUGCAGCUCUCGGACGUGGGAUGGUACCAGUGCGCAGUGGUCCUGGGAGGAAGGAACUUUGUGUCCCAGCCCGGCUAUAUUGGACUGGAGGGCCUGCCCUACUUCUUGGAGGAGCCUGAGGACAGGACUGUUACUGCCAACACCCCCUUCAACCUGAGCUGCCGGGCCCAGGGUCCCCCAGAGCCCGUGGACCUGUUCUGGCUCCAGGAUGCUGUCCCCCUGGCUGCGGCCACAGGCCACACCCCCCAGCACAUACUUCAUGUUCCAGGCCUGAACAAGACGUCUUCUUUCUCCUGUGAAGCCCAUAAUGCCAAGGGGGUCACCACAUCCCGCACAGCCAUCAUCACAGUGCUUCCCCAGCGGCCCCAUGACCUCCACUUGGUUUCCAGUCUGCCCACAAAGCUGGAGGCGGUUUGGACACCAGGCCUGAGCGGCAUCUAUCCCCUCACCCACUGCACCCUGCAGGCUGUGCUGUCAGAUGAUGGGGUCGGCAUCAGGCUGGGAGAGCCAGAUCCCCCGGAGGAGCCCCUCACCAUGCAAGUAUCCGUCCCCCCUCACCAACUACAGCUGGACAGCCUCCGUCCUCACAGUCCUUAUCACAUCAGGGUGGCAUGUGCCAGUAGCCAGGGCCCCUCACCCUGGACCCACUGGCUUCCCGUGGAGACGCCUGAGGGAGUGCCUCUGGGCCCCCCUAAGAACGUUACCGCCAUACGGAAUGGGAGCCAAGCCAUCGUGCGUUGGCAGAAGCCAAUGGCACCUCUGCAGGGCACUCUGUUAGGGUACCGGCUGGCCUAUCGAGGCCAGGACACUCCUGAGGUGCUAAUGGACAUAGGACUAAAGCAAGAGGUGACCCUGGAGCUGCGGGAGGACAGGACCGUGCCCAACCUGACGGUGUGUGUGGCAGCCUACACCGCCUCUGGGGAUGGACCCUGGAGCCUCCCCGUGCCCCUAGAGCCUUGGCGCCCAGGGCAAAGACAGCCAGUGCACCAGCUGGUGAGUGAACCUCCAGCCCCCUCCUUCUCAUGGCCCUGGUGGUAUGUACUGCUGGGAGCAGUUGUGGCCGCUGCCUGUGUCUUCAUCUUGGCCCUGUUCCUCAUCCAUCGGCGGAAGAAGGAGACCCGCUAUGGAGAGGUGUUUGAACCAACAGUGGAGAGGGGCGAGCUGGUGGUCAGGUAUCGUGUUCGCAAGUCCUACAGUCGCCGGACUACUGAAGCCACCUUGAACAGCCUGGGAAUCAGCGAAGAGCUGAAGGAGAAGCUGCGGGAUGUGAUGGUGGACCGGCAUAAGGUGGCCCUGGGGAAGACCCUGGGAGAAGGAGAGUUUGGAGCUGUGAUGGAGGGCCAGCUCAACCAGGAUGACUCCAUCCUCAAGGUGGCUGUGAAGACAAUGAAGAUUGCCAUCUGCACAAGGUCGGAGCUGGAGGAUUUCCUGAGUGAAGCUGUCUGCAUGAAAGAAUUUGACCACCCAAAUGUCAUGAGGCUCAUCGGCGUCUGUUUCCAGGGUUCCGAACUAGAUGGCUUCCCUGCACCUGUGGUCAUCUUACCUUUCAUGAAACAUGGAGAUCUACACAGCUUCCUUCUCUAUUCUCGACUCGGGGACCAGCCAGUGUUCCUGCCCACUCAGAUGCUGGUGAAGUUUAUGGCAGACAUUGCCAGUGGCAUGGAGUAUUUGAGCACCAAGAGAUUCAUACAUCGGGACCUGGCCGCCAGGAACUGCAUGCUGAAUGAGAACAUGUCCGUGUGUGUGGCGGACUUUGGGCUCUCCAAAAAGAUCUACAAUGGGGACUACUACCGCCAGGGACGUAUUGCCAAGAUGCCAGUCAAGUGGAUCGCCAUUGAGAGCCUGGCUGACCGUGUCUACACCAGCAAGAGUGAUGUGUGGUCCUUCGGGGUGACAAUGUGGGAAAUUGCCACUCGGGGCCAAACCCCAUAUCCAGGAGUGGAGAACAGUGAGAUUUACGACUACCUGCAUCAGGGAAACCGCCUGAAGCAGCCUGUGGACUGUCUGGAUGGAUUGUAUGCCCUGAUGUCCCAGUGCUGGGAGCUAAACCCCCAGGACCGGCCAAGUUUUUCACAGCUACGGGAAGAUCUGGAGAACACACUAAAGACCCUGCCACCUGCCCAGGAGCCUGAUGAAAUCCUCUAUGUCAACAUGGAUGAGGGUGGGAGUCAUGCUGAACCACUUGGAGCUGCUGGAGGAGCUGACCCCCCAAACCAGCCUGACCCUAAGGAUUCCUGCAGCUGCCUCACCGCGGCUGAGGUCCAUCCUGCUGGGCGCUAUGUCCUCUGCCCUUCUACAGCCCCUGGCCCCACCUUACCUGCUGACAGGGGCUCCCCAGCACCACCAGGGCAGGAGGAUGGAGCCUGAGACAACCCUCUGCCUGGGACUUCCUCUCAGGACCCAAGCUAGGCACUGCCACCUACGUUCCCAUUCCAGACCUUACUCACAACUGCAGCUCUCUCUUCCUACCAAUUCCACUUCCAUCUCCCACAAAUCCUUUCGCUUUCCACAUCUUAGUGUCCCCGUGUGUAAAAGGAAGGGGUUGGACUGCAAUCCCUAAGCGUCCUCCUAAGUCUAACAUUCCAAGAUUUUGGAUUCUAAGGUUUAAAGAGCCUAGGUUCUGGGUUUCAAAGACGUUAUGAGUCUUAGGUUCUAAGGACCUGAAAUUCCAAAUUAUCUAAUUUUAAAGUGCUAAGGUUCUAGACAUGAAAGCUCUAAGGUCUAUAUUGGCAAGUUCUGAGAUUCUACGGCCCUAGAUUUUCCUGUUUUUAAGAUUCUUGAUAAAAUCUGUAAGUUUUGGGGUUCUAAAAUUCUGAUUCUAGGCAUAGGAUAUAAGACUCUAGGUUCUAAAAUUCUAGAAUUCUAGACAUAGAGGUUUUAAGGCCUAAUGUUCUAAACUUUGAUGUUCUAAGCCUCUUAGAGUAUAAAUCCCCUGGCUGACUCUAGACUCUAGCAGUGGUUCUCAACCUUCCUAAUGCCGUGACCCUUUAAUACAGUUCCUCAUGUUGUGGUGACCCCCAACCAUAAAAUUAUUUUCGUUGCUACUUCAUAACUGUAAUUUUGCUACUGUUAUGAAUCGUAAUGUAAAUAUCUGAUAUGCAGGAUGUAUUUUCAUUGUUCACGACCCACAGGUUGAGAACCGCUGCGUCUAGAGCAUAAGGGCUUCAAGAUUUUAUCCCUUCAAGUUCUAAGAUUCUAAUGAUGAUACCCUAGCUGGUUUGGGUCAGUGAAUAGAGCGUCGGCCUGCGGACUGAAGGGUCCCAGGUUCGAUUCCGGUCAAGGGCACAUGCCGGGGUUGCGGGCUCGAUCCCCAGUGUGGGGCAUGCAGGAGGCAGCCUAUCGAUGAUUCACUUAUCAUUGAUGUUUCUAUCUCUCCGUCUCCCUUCCUCUCUGAAAUUAAUUUUUUAAAAAAAUUUUUAAAAAAAAUAAGAUUCUAAUGAUGGUCAAUUAGAGUUUCUAAGGCUUUAUGAUCCUUGAAGCUCUUGUUAUGAGAUUCUGGAUCCUAAAGGUCUAAGAUUCUAGAUUCUGUAAUUCAAAAGUUCUAAGAAUCUACAGAUGGAGGUUCUAAAGUCUAAUGUUCUCAGAUGUGAUGUUCUAAGACUUAGUCUAAGAACCUAGAUUCUCUGUGUCUAAGAUUCAGGAUCAUAUGUUUCAAGGUCCUAGAUUAUUAAAACCUAAGAUUUUAAUGUUAAGUUCUGUAUUCCAAGGCACUCUAGAUUCUAUUGGUCCAAGAUUCUGGAUCCUCAGCAUCAAAGGUAUAAGACUCUACAGUUAGUUGUGAUUAACUAGAUACCAAAGUUCUAAUAAUUUCUAAUGUUGGACACCUUUAGGCUCUAUGUUGCAUUCUGCCUUUCUAGGAUUUUAGUUAAGGGUCCAAGAAUCCAUGAUUCUAAAUCUUAAGAUUCUAGGCACUGCAGUUCUAAAAUUCAAAUGUAAGGUUUUAAAGGUCUACAGAUCUUGAACUCCAAGGUUCCAAGGUUCUAACUUUAUAGUAUUCUUCUAUGUGACCCGCCCGAGCCACCUCUGCUUCCUCCUCCCCUCAUGUGGGGUUUGCCCCCCCCCCCCCCAAGCCUGUGCAAUGCAUUAGGAAUGCCUCCUUUCCCCAGGGGACAAUCUUCCUCCUUUUGGGCCAUGCUGCCCGCACCCUGAGCCAGUCCCUCAUAUCCCCCUGUACAGAGUGUGGACUCUGACACCUCCAAAGGGGCUUAUAUCACAUAAAACUUUGUAACCACA
Messenger RNA from Myotis daubentonii (Daubenton's bat), 4783 nucleotides. It is a transcript of the gene AXL, whose product is annotated as AXL receptor tyrosine kinase. Gene Ontology annotation, biological process: nervous system development; positive regulation of kinase activity; multicellular organism development. The record is from RefSeq and is a predicted model, not a curated record. Gene Ontology annotation, molecular function: protein binding; transmembrane receptor protein tyrosine kinase activity; ATP binding. Gene Ontology annotation, cellular component: signaling receptor complex; plasma membrane. NCBI's taxonomy places the organism in Eukaryota, Metazoa, Chordata, Mammalia, Chiroptera, Vespertilionidae.